AUCCGGAUCCGGAGCGGCUGAAAGGCGGAAGUGGAGGCCGGAGCCUGGGACACCGCCGGGGGGGAGAGGAGCGGAAUCGGCCCGAGCCCCCGCCCCACAGAACGCCGCCGCCCCGGAGCCACGUUGGAGACCCUCUCCCCACCAAGUGCCUCUCUGCGCAGCACCGGCCCCGGCCCCCGUGCCACCUUCCCAGGGACCACGACAGCCAGCGGCACAGGCCAUGGCGGGUCGGGGAGGCACAGCUCGCCCCAACGGACCGGCCGCGGGGAACAAGAUCUGCCAGUUCAAGCUGGUCCUGCUGGGGGAGUCGGCGGUGGGCAAGUCCAGCCUCGUGCUCCGCUUCGUCAAGGGCCAGUUCCACGAGUACCAGGAGAGCACCAUUGGAGCGGCCUUCCUCACACAGACGGUCUGCUUGGAUGACACAACGGUCAAGUUUGAGAUCUGGGACACGGCCGGCCAGGAGCGGUACCACAGCCUGGCGCCCAUGUACUACCGGGGCGCGCAGGCGGCCAUCGUGGUCUACGACAUCACCAACACGGACACUUUCGCGCGGGCCAAGAACUGGGUGAAGGAGCUGCAGCGGCAGGCAAGCCCCAACAUUGUCAUCGCCCUGGCAGGGAACAAGGCCGACCUGGCCAGCAAGCGGGCCGUGGAGUUCCAGGAAGCACAAGCCUACGCCGAGGACAACAGCCUGCUGUUCAUGGAGACGUCAGCCAAGACCGCCAUGAACGUGAACGAGAUCUUCAUGGCCAUCGCCAAGAAGCUGCCCAAGAAUGAGCCCCAGAACGCAGCAGGUGCGCCGGGCCGGAACCGAGGCGUGGACCUGCAGGAGAGCAGCCCGGCCAGCCGGGGCCAGUGCUGCAGCAACUGAAGCCGCGGGGCCAGUGCUGCAGCAACUGAAGCCGCCAGACCCCGAGCACGACCACCGGACCACGCUGACCAGUCGCACUUACGCCGCCGCAGGCCGCGGGGCAGGAGGCUCGUGAUUUCUCCGUCUGACUCUGAUUCUGGGCUGGGGGAAUUGUUCCACCUGCACCUUCUGUACAAAUACUAAUUCAAUUUUAAGUCUUAAGUCACUUUUUUAAUAUAUACGGUCUGCUCUUCCCACCGCCCCUCCCACCGCCCCGCUGGGCCUCUGCAGGAACGGCCUGUGCUCCUGUCCCGCCUCCUCUGGGGACCGCGGGAGCAGCGACGCCUCGUGUCUUCCCGCCGGAGGGCAGACUCGGGCACCCACGUACUCACCUUGUGGGCGCACCUCGCCCCGCCCAGGACAGUGGGCCGCCCUGGGCCGAGGAAGGGCUCCGCUCCCUGCGCCGGCCAGCUCUGGGCGGGAGGGGACCACAGCAUUACCACAUGGCCCAGACGCCCCCUCGGCCACCCUGACCUCUGAGCCGUGUGCUGACCGGAUCACGAUGACGAGCAUGGGGGGUAGGGGCGCGGGAGGGGACCGAACCAACUUUUUCUGUGUUUUGUAUUGUACGUUUCUGCAACAUGUAACCAAUCAGUAUCUUGUCAAUACAGUCAGCGGUCGCUGGACCUCACC
Molecule: messenger RNA, 1543 nt
Organism: Chinchilla lanigera (long-tailed chinchilla)
Lineage: Eukaryota; Metazoa; Chordata; Mammalia; Rodentia; Chinchillidae
Gene: Rab5c
Product: RAB5C, member RAS oncogene family
Exons: 6
Coding region: 221-871 (216 amino acids)
Molecular function (GO): GTP binding; GTPase activity
Source: RefSeq, a predicted model, not a curated record